AUGAGCCGCGACUCAAACUAUGAUCAUCAUAUUUCGAUUUUUUCGCCUCAAGGGCGUCUUUAUCAAAUGGAAUACUGCUUCAAAAGCGCCAACUCUGGUUUGACUGGAGUAGCAGUCAGAGGAAAAGACUCGUGUUGCGUUGUGACACAGAAAAAGGUCCCCGAUCGUUUGAUGGAACCCAGCAGUGUGACACACCUAUUUGCACUCACCAACAAGGUUGGAUGCUGUGUCACCGGAUCCAUGGCUGACUCCAAGGCGAUGGUUCAACGUGCACGGCACGAGGCUGGAAAAUGGGCAUACGACAAUGGCUUCCCCAUGCCCGUCGGUGUUCUUGCUCGGCGCAUGGCUGAUUUGGCUCAAGUAAACACACAGUCUGCGCACAUGCGGCCCUUGGCUUGCAUUGGAUUAUUCAUUGGUGUGGAUGACGAGAAGGGUCCACAAGUCUUUAAGGUUGAUUGUGCUGGGCACUAUUUGCCUUUCUUCGCGGCCGCAUCGGGGCCAAAAGAACAAGAAGCCAUGAACUACUUGGAAAAACGAGUAAAGGAAAUGAAAGAGUAUGACAACAAUGAAGUUAUAAGAACAGCCAUCACUUGCUUGGGCCAUGUUCUUGGUAGUGACUUUAGAGGAUCAGAAAUCGAGGUAGGCAGUAUUGAAGGAACAGAUGGGAAGUUCCAUGUUUUGUCAGAAGAAGAUAUUGAAAAUCAUUUGAAUGCCAUUGCUGAUGACGCAGACGCAUAA
Molecule: messenger RNA, 738 nt
Organism: Cylindrotheca closterium
Lineage: Eukaryota; Bacillariophyta; Bacillariophyceae; Bacillariales; Bacillariaceae
Source: the annotation of a GenBank genome assembly